Tigriopus californicus is the source of this 2187-nucleotide messenger RNA. It is a transcript of the gene DNApol-epsilon58, whose product is annotated as DNA polymerase epsilon subunit 2-like. Gene Ontology annotation, molecular function: DNA binding. Bases 508 to 2085 code for a protein of 525 amino acids. NCBI's taxonomy places the organism in Eukaryota, Metazoa, Arthropoda, Copepoda, Harpacticoida, Harpacticidae. Gene Ontology annotation, biological process: DNA-templated DNA replication; error-prone translesion synthesis. The transcript is spliced from 5 exons. The record is from RefSeq and is a predicted model, not a curated record. Gene Ontology annotation, cellular component: epsilon DNA polymerase complex.
UGGCUGGAUCAUCUAAAGCACCAGUUUUCUCGAUCUCAGAGGAAGAACACCCCGUGCGUGGUUGCUUGGCUUGGAUUCCUCUGCUCUGACGAGCAGUCUCUCUGUGCAAGUGUAAAAGUAGCUUCCAUUGGCGAAGUUUCAGUGAGCGGAUAGCUCUGCUGGAUUGCAUCGUUCCCUCCUUUUGCUCCAGUGCGGUAGCGAGGGGGCGCGCCAGCCGUGGUGGCCAGAGUGCCCUCGUUGGCCCAUGACCACAAUGGGCCAAGGUGGGGAGCCGUAGCUAGUGGGGUAAGACUUGGAUCGCGAGGACUUGAAAGCAGGGUAGUACGCCGUCGUUGAAACCUGGAGCAGAGGCUCUACUUCUAGAUAGAAGAAGUUUGCAUUUGCUGCGCCAGUUGAGAGUUGUGGCUGGACUCAUUUGGACGCGAGUGGGGUGUGCUCUCUUGAAGAUAUUUUUGGGACUUUGAGGGAAAAACCAUUUGUUCAGACUCGUUAGUGUUGUUUGGCGUCAUGGCACCCCUCAAGUCUCAGAUUCAAAAUGCUUUCAAGUUGCACGGAUUCCAACUUCGUCUGGAUGCCAGUCGGCUCAUGGAGCAGCUUUUGACCCCUCUUGAAGCUCGGGAGGCCACUGUGUGGGUGGACAAAGUCUUGGACGCUCUGGUCAAGAAGAAUCUGGAUUCGGUGGUGGUGGGAAAAGACUUAAUUGCGGCCGUGGUUCAGGAAUGCUCUAACAGAGAAGCAGGCCUGACUGAUGAAAAGCUCCUCCACAUUAUUGGAGCCUACGAUGUUCCUCGAUUCUCCUAUUCUGUGGAACGGAAGAAGUACUUGCCUGAUGCUUCACUGGGGCUACCUGAACCCAAGCUUUACGCUGAUGCGGAAAGCAAAUCUGAAAUGUUCAGAGCUAGAUAUCAAAUGCUGCAACAAAGAACUGCCCGUCAUGGGCUUUUUGCUCCCACGGGUAAUGCAGGAACCGUGGAACCCUCGAAGAAAACGUUUCGUCUCAAGACGAUCGAGUUUUUACUGGGCACAACGGCCAAGCUGACGGACGUGAUCAUCUUAGGAAUGGUGACUCAGAUCAAACAUGGAAAUUAUUCUUUGGAAGAUCCAACUGGAGUGAUCACUUUGGACCUCAGCGAGACCAAGUUUCACACGGGCCUUUACACGGAGAACUGCUUCGUCUUGCUGGAAGGAUGGUAUGACGAGGAAGUUUUCCAUGGUACUGCUAUGGGAUUCCCACCGGCCGAGACUUCAGAAACGUCCCGAACCUACUUCGGUAGCCUUAACUUUUUCGGCGGGCCUUUAGAGACUUGCGCCAAGAAAAGCGAAAAGCUCUUACAGAUCGAGAAACGCAACAUUGACGCCAUGUUCGUGUUUCUCUCCGAUGUUUGGUUGGACAAGCCCGAUGUCAAUGAGAAACUAGGAAGAUUGUUUGCUGGCUACAGCGCUAUGCCACCGACGGCCUUCGUGUUGAUGGGUAAUUUUCUCUCUUCUCCCUACGGGAGUGACCAGGCUAAAGUUCUUAAGGAACAUUUUAAAGCUUUAGGGGAAAUGCUGGAAGAAUUCCCAGAGCUGGUCGAGCAUUCUAAAUUCAUUUUCGUACCCGGACCGUCAGAUCCUGGUUUUACCAAUAUCUUUCCUAGACCCUCCAUCCCCAAGUUCAUUUCAGAGGAUCUGGUUAAAAAGCUCCCUUCCUCGGAGUUUGUCACGAAUCCCUGUCGGAUUCAGUAUUGCACCCGCGAAAUUGUCCUGUUCCGGGAGGAUAUUGUCACCAAGAUGUGCAGGAACUGCAUUUAUUUCCCCGAAAGCGGAGACAUUCCAUCCCACUUUGGUAAAACACUCGUGUCUCAAGGGCACUUGACGCCUCUGCCCAACCAUAUUUGCCCUAUUUAUUGGGAUUACGAUCGAUCCAUGUAUCUUUAUCCAUUGCCGGAUUUGGUGGUGGUGGGCGACAAAUUUGAUCCAUUUGCCGCGGAACAACUGGGAUGUCGGAUCGUAAAUCCUGGGUCGUUUGCCAAGAACGAGUUCUCUUUCAAGACUUAUUUGCCACAUUCCGGGGUUAUAGAAGAUAGCCAAAUUCCGAACGAAUGAUGGCGAACCACCGUACAAACCAACGCUUACGCUUAAAACUGUAUUUAAAGUGCCUUAAUGUCGUAACUAUAUAUACCAAUAUGAAAAAUAGGUUCAUCAUAA